UCCCACAACACAGAAGCUUGCAAUUAAUGGAUUCAACUUCCCCUUGCAAUCUCCACUUUGUGUUCAUCCCAAUAAUGACCCCGGGUCAUCUUCUUCCCAUGGUGGACAUGGCCAAAAUGUUGGCACGACGCAAAGUGAAAGUGAGCAUAAUCACCACACCCCUCAACUCCAUCCACUUCCAAGCUAGCAUAGACAGAGAGAUUCAAUCUGGCUCACCCAUCCAGAUUCUGCAUGUUCAGUUUCCAUGGGCUCAAGCUGGAUUACCAGAGGGGUGUGAGAGCGCAGACAUUCUUCCUUCAAUGGAUCUCCUAUCCAAUUUCACUGUCGCCAUGAACUUGAUGCAGCGACCAAUAGAAGAGCUUCUUCAAAACCAAAGGCCCUUUCCAAGCUGCAUAAUUGCCGACAAGAAUUUCGUGUGUAUGGCUGAUGUUGCUGACAAGUUCAACGUCCCAAGAAUAAUAUUCGAGGCAUCAAAUUUUUUCUAUCUCCUAUGCUGCUACAUUUUGAACAAGGAAAAGGUCCAUGAAGACUUGUCUUAUGAUGAGAAAUUUCUUGUGCCUGGAAUGCCCCACAGAAUCGAAUUGCGAAGGUCUCAACUCCCCGGAUUAUUCCAUCCCGGCAAAGACGUGAAGCUGCAAGCUUGUCGUGAGGCGACAAGAAAAGCUGCAAAAAAGGCAUAUGGGAUUGUGGUUAACAGUUUUGAAGAGUUGGAAGCUGAAUAUGUGAAAGAGUAUGAAAGGGUUACGGGGCAUAAGGUAUGUUGUGUAGGACCUGUGUCGCUGUGCAAUAAGGAUGACAAGGAGAAGGCUCUGAGAAAUAAGAGAAACUCGAGUGAUGAAAAUAGGUAUAUGAAGUGGCUUGAUUCAUGGCCUGCAAGGUCUGUGAUUUAUGUGUGCCUUGGUAGCCUGAACCGUGCAACUCCUGAGCAAUUGAUAGAAUUGGGGUUAGGAUUGGAAGCAACGAAAAGGCCAUUCAUUUGGGUGCUUAGAGGUGGAUAUGGAAGAGAGGAAAUUGAGAAGUGGCUGUUGGAAGAUGGGUUUGAAGAGAGGGUGAAAGGGAGAGGGAUUCUGAUAAAGGGUUGGGUGCCACAAGUGUUGAUAUUGUCACAUAGAGCAAUAGGAGCGUUCUUGACACAUUGUGGAUGGAAUUCCACGCUUGAAGGGAUCUGUGCUGGGGUUCCGUUGGUGACUUUUCCUUUGUUUUCUGAGCAGUUUCUGAAUGAGAAGAUUGUUGUACAAGUGGUGGAGAAUGGGGUAAGUUUAGGAGCUCAAUCUGUUGUGCACUUAGGACAGGAAGAUGAGGCUCGAGUUCAGGUGACAAAAGAAAAUGUUGCAGAUUCUAUUGAGAAGCUAAUUGGUGAAGGCAAAGAAAAACAAGUGUUUAUGGAAAGAGCCAGAAACUAUGCGAACAUGGCAAAGAAAACAGUGGAAGAAGGUGGUUCGUCUUACAACAAUAUGUCUCUCCUAAUUCAAGACAUAGCAAGUUUCAAAAUGCAUUAG
Molecule: messenger RNA, 1499 nt
Organism: Vigna umbellata (rice bean)
Lineage: Eukaryota; Viridiplantae; Streptophyta; Magnoliopsida; Fabales; Fabaceae
Source: RefSeq, a predicted model, not a curated record